AUGGCGUCACGGGGCAAGGACGAAACGGCCAAGUUGCGCACCAACAUUCAAGACCAGCUCAAUCGACUUAUCACGCAGCUGCAGGACUUGGAGGAGCUGCGUGAAGAGAUGGAGCCCGAUGAGUAUCGCGAGACCAAGGAAGAGACUCUCCAGCAGAUGCGCGAGUUUCAGGCCUUCUUGCGCAAGACUGCCGCUGGUGACCUCUCCCUCGUCAAUGAUCUCGGUUCCAUACAGCUGGCCAUCCAAGCAGCUGUGAGCGAGGCCUUUCAUACGCCCGAGGUCAUUGGCCUUUUCGCCAAGAAGCAGCCCGGUCAGCUCCGUGGCCGGCUAGAUGCACUCAAGGCACGCGCGCCCCUUUUACCGCUUUUGGCAGGGCUGAGGGACCUGAAACUGGGCAAGUUGUCAUCAGACGCCUACACGCAGCAAGCUCUCGAGAUCCUGACCGCCCUGAAGAAGCUUGGGGAAACGCUUUCAGCUGAGGAGCUCCAUUUCUUGUCCGCCAACAUGACAGCAUCCCUGUCGGCCUUUGAGCGGGUGGAAGCGGACAUUGGGAAAGGCACACAAGAAGCUGUGCUCUCGGUGGCAGGCAACCAAAUCAAAGCGUCCCGCGGUAACUGA
Acanthamoeba castellanii str. Neff is the source of this 618-nucleotide messenger RNA. RefSeq names its product leucine zipper and CTNNBIP1 domain containing, putative. Gene Ontology annotation, molecular function: beta-catenin binding. The record is from RefSeq and is a predicted model, not a curated record. NCBI's taxonomy places the organism in Eukaryota, Discosea, Longamoebia, Acanthamoebidae. The transcript has 5 exons. Bases 1 to 618 code for a protein of 205 amino acids.